AUGAACCAGCCACCUCCAAAUCAAAACCAACCUUCAGACCAACCUGCAGACCAACCCGCCCCACCCCCAAAACAAACCCUAACCUCCCUCUCCGCCCCCUACCAACCCGGCGCCAACUGGGCCGACGUCCACGAGGAUGCUCUUGAUCUUCCUACGCCCCGGGGUGGGAGGGCGGAUGGAAGUGGGAAGGGUCCACGGUCACUGGUAGCUAUGUGUCUGCGCGUGCUGGCGGAGAAUGUGUUGGGUGCGACGGCUGAGGCGUUGGAGGUGGUGCCGGAGGGGUUGUUGGGGCGGUUGUGGCGGGAGGCGUAUUUGAGAAACAUGCCGUUCAACACAUGGAAGUUACUCACAACCACCUUGCUACCCGCGCUCGACCCCGGGCCGGACGGGGAUGUAGACCCCCAACGGUCCAGCGUCACACUGAUCAUGGCCAUGGUCCGUUACUGUCAGGAGAUUGUCAACCCGCCAUGUGAGCUGGACGUGUACUUGGAGCCUCUGAGGGAUCUCGGUAGCGGUCUGGUCUACCUCUGCAUCGAUAAUGUUUCCCGCUUCCGGCCGCACGAGCUGAUCCCGCUGGCUCAGCUGCCGCACCUGGCGGUGUUGGAACUUAUCGACCGGGAGCCUGGGUGGAGUUGGAUUGAUGAUAGGCUGAUCGGGAAUUGGGAUGCCACGGGUGACAAUGCGUUUGCGAACCUGCGGAUCCUCAAGAUUAUGUCGGCAACACACAUGGUCACGGAGACGGGGUUGGGUCUCGUGAUGGGGUUUCCGCGACUUGAAAUUUUUGAUAUCACCGUUCGCCCGGCGCCGGGAACACUACCAGGUAAGCGACGGGAACUCGAAAAUACGUACGGGUGGCGGAUCACCAAGCCACACGGUUCGCUCUUUGUAUCGUAUGCCAGUGCCUACUUCAGCCGGCAUAUAGGUGUGAACAAGUUGGGAGUUGGGGGGUUGGUCACCACCUUUGAAGACGACCGGCAAGAAGUAACAUGGGGCCGGUGUGACCAUCACGGUGAACCCGAAGAAGUUAUUCGCCUUGAUUGUCGCUGGCGUGCUAUCAUCGGAGGCUACUUCAAAUUCCCCCAAAUAUGGACCGGCGGUAAGGGAGUCUACACCCCCGUUGCAGAGGUUCCUGAGAACGAGUUCUUCUGGUUUCUCGCCUUGUUGGACGGCCAGACCAAGAACCACUACGAUGCUACCGCCACUCCACGAGCCCGAAAACAAGCAGCGGGCGUCGCCCUUCCCGAUGAGAGGUUCGUCCACCUCAAACUCCGGACCGUGCCCCCCGAAAACGGCUGGACGGACGACCGGACGCUCGCACUGCUAGACCGUCUGAUCUUCUCCCGGGGCUGGCGGAAUCCCGUUUCCGAGCCUGCGACGGCGAUGACGACGACGCGCCCGCAGGAAAAUGCCACUCGUCGCCGGCUUGAUCCGUCGUGGACUGCACGGGCCGAGGACAGGAAGGAGCUGGGUCUUCGGCCACGGAAGCAGCAAAAGGUGGGGGAUCUGCUUUCUUCGUUUGGGACGGGGUGA
Messenger RNA from Dichotomopilus funicola, 1530 nucleotides. RefSeq lists its product as uncharacterized. Bases 1 to 1530 code for a protein of 509 amino acids. The transcript has 2 exons. The record is from RefSeq and is a predicted model, not a curated record. NCBI's taxonomy places the organism in Eukaryota, Fungi, Ascomycota, Sordariomycetes, Sordariales, Chaetomiaceae.